AUUUACAGAGGUAGUCCAAUGAAUUUAAUGCAGAGACCAAAAAAAGAAACAAAGAUACUUUCAAUAUAUAAAGACAUAUUUUGAUUUAAAACCAUGUCAUUGCACUUUGAAGAUUCAAAAAAAGCUAAAAACCAAAAUUUAGAAGAGUCACACACUCUCCUCUUAGAACUUUGGCACAUUCUACCUAUAAUUUCUUUUCAAGACAAAAACCUUCACUCUAAAAAACCUCUUUUCUAGUCCCUAUUUGCACCUCCAACACCUACUUUCAAACCUCCACAAAUUCCACAACAAAGAUUCUACUCUUUUGAGUUCAUAACUCAUUCAUGGCCUACAAUGCUGAAUCAUAUCCCUAUAGUUCAAGAAGAAGAGAUGAAUCAGAUUUUAAUUUGAGAGAAUGGUCAGUGAAAGCAAGAAUCACUAGAGAGAGUAACAACAAUUCUAGAAGGUAUUCAGGUUCUUAUAUGAGAAGCUUUAGAGAAGAUACAAGGUCUCAAAGAUCAAAUAUAACCAUUUCUAGUACUGCUUCUUCUCCUGGAUACCCUUUUAAAGAUGAAAUUGACCCUUCAACAUAUUCUUUCACCACUGCCCUUAAAGCAUUACAAGCAAGGGUAAGCUAUAACAGUUGGGAGUGUUUAUCUCCAGAAGGGUUUGCAUUAAAUUCAAAAUGGAAUGAAGCAGAAAAAUAUAUAUGCAAUCCACUUUCAGGGGAGGUGCCAAUGGAAUGUUUAUCAGCAAAAACUCUUAGUGGAAGAUCAUUCAGAAACUCAACAAACAGAAUCACAAUGUCUGCUCCUCUUGUUUAUUCUGCAAGACAUAUUCAAAUGAAGCCAUCAAUUUACACACAUGAAGAUGUUUCUCUUAAAUUUCCAAUUCCAGAAAAGAAGAAAGAGGGAAUGACAAGAGAUGUGGGGACUCAAAGCACACCUCCUUAUCUUAGUUCAAGCAGUCCUAGCCCUACUUCAACUCCAUCCAUCAUAGAGAGGUUAAAAACUAGAGCUGUAGACUCACCUAGUUCAAAUUCAAAUGCAAAAACAAAAUCUGAGGAAGAGGUUGAGGUAAAAGAUAACUGUGAAACAUGGGAGACAAAAAGAGAAAAGAGUGAGUGGAGAAAGAAAGAAGAGAAGCAACUUUGCAAGCAAAUAGGGUGCUUUUCAUGGAUGAUGAAAAAGAAAAGACAUAGAGAAAGAAAUAAAGAUGAUAAAGAAAGAAGACCAUCUUUUUCACUUAUCACUUCAAAGGGUUGCUAAAGAAAAUGUAAUAAUUAAAGGAGGAGUAGGUUUGAAUGAAUGAUGGUUUUUGAGAUUCUCUAACUUCACUUUCAUUUGAGCUAUUUUUUGAAAUGCUUUGUUUCUCAUUAGCAAAUGUUUAGAUAAGUUUAAUUCUAGAGAUUCAUCAAGAUCAAGAAAGGCUUCGAAGCUCAAAAAAUACUGAUCGAGAUAUUUUUACUUAUCCAUCAACGGAGUAUUUACGUCGACAGUGAAAAUUAAAUCCACAUCUUCAUGGAUAUUAGUCAACUCAUUAUCAACUGAUCAACCAACUUUCGUUUGUAUUUUUUAAAAUGCUUUACUUGAAAUAGAAAAGUCAAGAGGAAUUGGAAUUAUGAUCAAUAGAAGCACUAUGAUAUAUAUGUGUCAUUUUCUUUCUCUAUAUCUA
Medicago truncatula (barrel medic) is the source of this 1653-nucleotide messenger RNA. RefSeq lists its product as uncharacterized. The transcript has 5 exons. Lineage: Eukaryota; Viridiplantae; Streptophyta; Magnoliopsida; Fabales; Fabaceae. Bases 324 to 1247 code for a protein of 307 amino acids. The record is from RefSeq and is a predicted model, not a curated record.